AUGAGCUCUUCUAGGGGGCGAAAGAAAGCAGCUCUAUAUGAAAAGCUUCGGGCUGCCACCAAUUCUACUGCUAUGAACAGAGCUUCAAUUAUAGUUGAUGCAUCCAAAUACAUCCAAGAGUUGAAGAAGAAAGUCGACACACUCAAUCAAGACGUUAAAGCUUCACAAAAUCCAUCGUCACCGGCGGUUACUGUGGAAACCCUAGAAAAGGGUUUUCUUAUAAGUGUGUUGUCAGAAAAGAACUGCCCAGGUUUGCUUGUUUCGAUCCUAGAAGCCUUUGAAGACCUGGGCCUUGAUGUGCUCGAUGCUAGGGUUUCUUGUGCAGACAAUUUCCGACUGGAAGCGGUUGGAGGAGAAAACCAAGGAGAGGCUGAUAGCAUAGACGCACAGGUGGUGAAACAAGCGGUGUUGCAAGCCAUUCAGAACUGGAGCCAGAACAACUAG
Fragaria vesca subsp. vesca is the source of this 444-nucleotide messenger RNA. RefSeq names its product transcription factor bHLH61-like. The record is from RefSeq and is a predicted model, not a curated record. The coding region runs from base 1 to 444 and encodes 147 amino acids. Gene Ontology annotation, cellular component: nucleus. NCBI's taxonomy places the organism in Eukaryota, Viridiplantae, Streptophyta, Magnoliopsida, Rosales, Rosaceae. Gene Ontology annotation, biological process: regulation of DNA-templated transcription. Gene Ontology annotation, molecular function: DNA-binding transcription factor activity; sequence-specific DNA binding. The transcript has 4 exons.